Molecule: messenger RNA, 870 nt
Organism: Apiotrichum porosum
Lineage: Eukaryota; Fungi; Basidiomycota; Tremellomycetes; Trichosporonales; Trichosporonaceae
Exons: 3
Coding region: 1-870 (289 amino acids)
Biological process (GO): iron-sulfur cluster assembly
Cellular component (GO): mitochondrion
Molecular function (GO): iron ion binding; iron-sulfur cluster binding
Source: RefSeq, a predicted model, not a curated record
AUGCGUUCAGCAAUCGCCUCGUCAUCUCGCUCGGCCCUCGCCGCCGCCCGCCCCACUGCGCGCCCGCUCGCCCGUGCCGCCGUGCGCACCCUCGCCACCUCGGCGCCUGCUUACGCACCCCGUCUUGCGCUGUCGCGCAGCGUCGUUGCGCCCAUGCCUCGUCUCGCUGUGGGCCAGCAAGCGCGCACAAUGUUCAUCCAGACCGAGACGACCCCCAACGAGGCUUCGCUCAAGUUUAUCCCCGGUGUGCCCGUCAUGGAGAGCGGCGGCACGCACGAGUUCCUCGACCUGCGGUCUGCGCUGCCGUCGCCCUUGGCCACGCGCCUGCUGUCUAUUGAGGGCCUUGUCGGUGUCUUUUUCGGCCCCGACUUUGUCACCUGCUCCAAGGACGAGGCGUACAACUGGUCGAUCCUCAAGCCCGAGGUGUUUGCCAUUCUCAUGGAACACUUUUCGUCGGGCGCCCCCCUGUUCAAGGAGGGCCAGGAGAGCUCGGGUGCCGAGGACACGCGCGUGCUCGACACGGACUCGGAGGUGGUCGCCAUGAUCAAGGAGCUGCUCGAGACGCGCGUCCGCCCCGCCAUCAUGGAGGACGGCGGCGACAUUGAGUACAAGGGUUUCAUCGAGGACACGGGUCUCGUCAUGCUCAAGCUCAAGGGCUCGUGCCGUGGCUGCUCGUCGUCGAGCGUCACCCUCAAGAACGGUAUUGAGCGCAUGCUCAUGCACUACAUCCCCGAGGUGCAGGGCGUGGAGCAGUUUAUCGACGAGGAGGAGCGUAUCGCCCUUGACGAGUUCAACAAGCUCGAGGCCAGGCUGGCCAAGGAGAACGGCGGAGAGAAGAAGGCCGACAUGAGCCAGUACAUGUCCCACUAG